Molecule: messenger RNA, 666 nt
Organism: Psilocybe cubensis
Lineage: Eukaryota; Fungi; Basidiomycota; Agaricomycetes; Agaricales; Agrocybaceae
Exons: 3
Coding region: 1-666 (221 amino acids)
Biological process (GO): mRNA splicing, via spliceosome
Cellular component (GO): spliceosomal complex; U4/U6 x U5 tri-snRNP complex
Molecular function (GO): zinc ion binding; nucleic acid binding
Source: RefSeq, a predicted model, not a curated record
AUGGCAGACAAAGGCGGCGCAUACGGCACUAAAGCCGCAGAUACUGAUUUCCGGAAGAAAUGGGACAAGGAAGAGUAUGCUGAACGUGCCAAAAAGAAAGACCAAGAAGAAAGGGAACGCAUGCAGGAGAAUGAAGAGCGCAUGAAAAAGGGUAAACGUCCUCUAAAAGGUCGAAAAGAUGACUUGCCCAAACCUACUCAACUGAUGCAACAAAGAGAGGCUCCGUUAGAGCUUGACAAAAACCUUGGCAAGACCAUGGUCGUCCAAAAUCCUGGUGGAAAGGGACCGGGGCAGCCUGGAUUCUACUGUGAAACGUGUAACAGGACUUACAAAGACAGUGUUGGCUAUCUUGAUCACAUAAAUAGUAGAGCGCAUCUACGCGCCUUGGGUCAGACGACAAAAAUAGAACGGUCGACUCUAGCACAGGUUCAAGCACGAAUAGCGUAUCUCAGAGAAAAAACCAAAGAGGCUGCAUCAGCUAAAGCAUUCGACUUCGACCAACGUCUGGCAGAAGUUAGGGAAAAGGAACGCGAAAUACGAGAGAAUAAGAAGGCCGAGAGAAAGGCUGAGAAAGAGAAAGCCCGCCUGGCUAUGAUUCAAGAUGAUGGCGAUUCUGAAAUGGCUGCUCUCAUGGGUUUUGGUGGUUUUGGUUCAACGAAGAAGUAG